AUGGGGGCAUGUAUGUCAGGGGGUGUCAUGGUCACCGACAAAGACCGCCAGCUCCACCGGGACGCGGAGAAGGAGUUAAAGGCAACCAAGGCAAAGAUGGACCGGGAGACCAAGGUCCUGCUCCUUGGCGCCGGAGACGGGGGCAAGUCGACCAUCCAAAAGCAGAUGCGAAUUAUCCACAACGUGCCGUUCUCCGCCGAAGAGACGGAGCACUUCCGCCAGCUCGUCUUCGACAAUCUCACACGGGGGCUGAAAACGUUGCUCGAUGCCUUGCCCGACCUCAGACUGGACCUCAUUCCGGAGAGCGGCUACUCAGAAGUCUACCCUGACGGUGACGAAGAGGGGCGUGCGGGCUAUGUCCGACAUUGGGGCCCAGGGGAGUUUGGCGGCACUGUCAUUGCCUCAACGUACAAGGAGCGCAUGGUGGUGCAGGGCUUGGAGACGUCAUCAAUCAAGGACGGACGGGGUGUGUCGAGGGAUGACUUGGUGGCUGAUUUAGCACUUAUCGAGAACGCACCUGACUUGCGCGACGGGGAGGAAUUUCCCCUUGAAUAUUUGGGCGCGCUUUCGCGGCUAUGGCGAGAUCCAAUUGUAAAAGAAGCAUGGGCGAAAGGAAACCAGGCUGCGUUGCCCGAAAAUUUAUCGUACAUCUUUACCGCUUUACCGCGGCUCUUCGCACCAGGAUAUACUCCGAGCACUCAGGACAUUCUCCAUACCCGCGCACGGACGAUCGGCAUCACCGAAACGCGAUUUAGAUUGGGAGAAAAAGACAUGAUCAUGGUCGACGUCGGUGGCCAGAAGUCCGAACGCCGCAAGUGGAUCCAUUGCUUCCAGGACGUGACAAGCAUCCUCUUCGUUGUCAGUUUGAGCGGGUACGACCAGUGCAUGGUGGAAGAUAGGUCCGCGAACCAGAUGCAGGACGCCAUAACCAUCUGGGAGUCGAUCUGCCACUCCAAGUGGUUCAAGGAGACCUCAGUUAUCCUGUUCUUGAACAAGGACGAUAUCUUCCGGCAGAAGAUCAAAUCUUCCCCCUUGAAGAAGCACUUUCCGGAGUACGACGGCCCGGAACGGAACGCCGAGGCGGGCCGGGAGUUCUUUAAGAUAAAGUUUGCGCGGCUCGCGCGGAAGGGGCGGGGAAAGGAGCGCGAGGUAUACGUCCACGUCACGACCGCGACCGAUACCGCAAUGCUGACCAUUGUCAUGGCUGCUGUCACCGCAUAA
Mycena indigotica is the source of this 1221-nucleotide messenger RNA. Its product is annotated as Heterotrimeric G-protein alpha subunit 4. NCBI's taxonomy places the organism in Eukaryota, Fungi, Basidiomycota, Agaricomycetes, Agaricales, Mycenaceae. The record is from RefSeq and is a predicted model, not a curated record. Gene Ontology annotation, molecular function: G protein-coupled receptor binding; G-protein beta/gamma-subunit complex binding; GTP binding. Gene Ontology annotation, cellular component: heterotrimeric G-protein complex. Gene Ontology annotation, biological process: G protein-coupled receptor signaling pathway. Bases 1 to 1221 code for a protein of 406 amino acids. The transcript is spliced from 11 exons.